GAGAGAAACAUUGUUAUCAACAAACCUUCUCCAUCCAUUCAUCAUUCAUACAUACACACAUGCUUCCCCAUUUCUCAAACCUUCUCCGCCACACUCAUUCCAUCAACUCCAUCAUGCCACGCGCCAUCACGUGCCUCCAUCAACUCCAUUCCUAUUCCAUAUUCAACAACAACAACGCCGCCGGCGUCCCUUUCUGUAACCCUCCUCGUCGUGUCUCUUUUGCGCUUUUUGAUCGCAGCGUCAAGAGCCACCAGCCACAACCGUUUAGGGGAGUCCGUGCCAGCGGCGGAGGAGGAGGAGGAGGAGGAGGAAAGAGGGAGUAUCGUAAAGUAAGAAGUCGAACGCCAAAGCGCAAGAAGAAAGAGUUGGAAUUCUCCGUUCCCAUUUGCAUCGAAGAAAGUUUGCCAGAUGAUCCUGAAAUCUUGAAUAUUGCAGAGAUGCUUCGUCUAAAUGUUCCAAUGGCAAUGAAACUGGCAUUUGAUGGUUUGAAAGGUUCAGAGUAUAAAACAAGAGAUACUUCUAUAAAGGAUGUUGGCGGGUUUGAAAGUGUUGAGUUAUCCGUGCUUCUUUGCAAUGAUGAGUUUAUGCGAAGUCUUAACAAGGAAUGGAGAGGUGAAGAUCACGCUACUGAUGUUCUCUCAAUGUCACACCAUGUGUCUGAAGUCGAUCUUCCUAUUCUUAUGUUUGGUGAUAUUGUAAUUUCUGUUGAGACAGCGGCAAGACAAGCUGAGGAAAGAGGGCACACACUUCUUGAUGAGAUCCGUAUCCUCAUGGUCCAUGGAUUGUUACAUCUUUUGGGAUUUGAUCAUGAAUUAAGCGAAGAGGCUGAAGUAGAAAUGGAGAAAGAAGAGGAACUCCUUUUGAGGAGUCUUGGUUGGAAAGGAAAAGGGCUAAUAAAGAGUGCAUAUGAUGAUGCUGAAACAAAUUCAAAAUCUAGCCAAAAAAGUUCAGAUGACAGGAAGAAAGAAGGCAGUCUUAGAUUUUACAAACCGAAGUACAACUAUAUCUUCUGUGAUAUGGAUGGAACAUUGCUGAACAGCAAAAGUCAAAUUUCUACUUCAACUGCCAAGGCUUUGAGAGAGGCCUCAGCAAGGGGUGUGAAAAUUGUGAUAGCCACUGGAAAAGCUCGUCCAGCUGUGAUAGAUAUUUUUAAGAUGGUGGAUUUAGCUGGAAAAGAUGGCAUUGUUUCAGAAUUCUCUCCUGGGGUUUUCUUACAGGGAUUGCUUGUUUAUGGUAGACAAGGUCAAGAAAUAUAUAGGAGCAGCUUAGAUCCAAACGUCUGUAGAGAGGCAUGUCUUUACUCUUUGGAGAGUAAGGUUCCACUUAUUGCAUUUUGUGAAGGUCGCUGCUUAACCCUUUUUAAUGACCCACUUGUUGAUUCACUUCAUACAAUAUACCAUGAGCCAAAGGCUGAGAUCAUGCCUUCUGUUGAACAUCUUCUGGCUUCUGCAGACAUACAGAAAAUGAUUUUCUUAGGCACUGCCCAGAGUGUGGCGGAUACGUUACGUCCAUACUGGUCAGAUGCAACACAAGGUCGUGCCACUGUUGUUCAAGCUGUGCCAGACAUGCUGGAAAUUGUACCCUUGGGAACAUGUAAAGGGAAUGGAGUAAAACUGCUGCUUGAUCACUUGGGAGUUACUGAUGAUGAGCAGAUAAUGGCUAUUGGUGAUGGGGAAAAUGAUGUAGAGAUGCUUCAGCUAGCUUCUUUAGGUGUUGCACUCAGCAAUGGAUCAAAGAAGACCAAAGAUGUGGCUAAUGUGAUUGGUUUAAGCAACGAUGAAGAUGGUGCAGCCGACGCCAUCUAUCGAUAUGCAUUCUGAUCAGCUGGAGGCUACUACAAUCAUUGCAUUCCCUUUCUAUAGGGGUGUAAGUUGACACCCCUUAUUAUUUUUUGGGUCCCAUUCAUUUUCCAUUACAAAAGGCUGUUAUUGCGAAAAUAUUUGAUGAGUUUUCUUUUUGGGUUAUAUUCAUUUGCCAUGGUAAGUAAUAAUUCUUGUGGGGACUGAGGAUCAUACAAAUAUAGGCAAAACGUUAAUUAUACAUUUGUUCUAGAAUUUCUGA
Messenger RNA from Trifolium pratense (red clover), 2061 nucleotides. Its product is annotated as endoribonuclease YBEY, chloroplastic-like. The coding region runs from base 60 to 1820 and encodes 586 amino acids. The record is from RefSeq and is a predicted model, not a curated record. Gene Ontology annotation, biological process: rRNA processing. The transcript has 13 exons. Gene Ontology annotation, molecular function: metalloendopeptidase activity. NCBI's taxonomy places the organism in Eukaryota, Viridiplantae, Streptophyta, Magnoliopsida, Fabales, Fabaceae.